AAUGAAUUAGAAAAGAAUAAAUUGGAGGAUGAAUUGGAAGAGGAUGAAUUGGAAGAGAAUGAAUUAGAAGAGAAUGAAUUGGAGAAUGAAUUGGAAGAGAAUAAAUUGGAGGAGAAUGAAUUAGAGGAGGAUGAAUUGGAGGAGGAUGAAUUGGAGGAAGAGAAUGAAUUAGAAGAGG
Dentiscutata erythropus is the source of this 178-nucleotide messenger RNA. The record is from the annotation of a GenBank genome assembly. Lineage: Eukaryota; Fungi; Glomeromycota; Glomeromycetes; Diversisporales; Gigasporaceae.